AUGCUGGCUCCCUCAAAGCUUGCUCACCCACUCUCCUUGAACGCUCCCUUUGACAAAAUAGGCGGCCUGACUAGUAGAUCCCACCUCUCUCCCCUUCCUCCUCAUAUUGACAAUACCUCUGACAGUCAGUCUAUCAUCCCUUCUUCCUCCGCUUUGGAGAGUUGCCUUUCCACCCUCCUCUUCAUUUUCCCACUUUUUCCUCCCAUGUCACUCCCGUCAUUUGUCACAGCUUUGGACUUUUGA
Echinococcus granulosus is the source of this 243-nucleotide messenger RNA. RefSeq lists its product as hypothetical. Lineage: Eukaryota; Metazoa; Platyhelminthes; Cestoda; Cyclophyllidea; Taeniidae. The transcript is spliced from 2 exons. The coding region runs from base 1 to 243 and encodes 80 amino acids. The record is from RefSeq and is a predicted model, not a curated record.